AUGACGGCGACAGACGAUGAAAUGUUCGGGGCCGAGUCCCCCACGGUGUCUGACUCGGGCUCGGACGCUGUAAAGAAGGAGGAAGGCAGCAAAAAGCGCAAGCUCAGCAGCAGCAAGAAGAGCAAGAAGAGCAAGAAAAAACACGCCCGACGGUCUGGCCACGACGACGACGACGACGAGCAGGAGAAGAACCCAACAUCCUCGUUCAUCGACGACAUGGCGUCCGAGAGUGAUGACGGAGGAGCUGGUGAUGGCUCGGACAACGACGACGAGGACGAGGACGAUGAUGGAGAAGACCACAACGAAUACGAGAACGAUGGAUUUGUGGUCGACGAUGAGGACGAGAACUCGGACGGGAGAGACACGGCUCGCCAUCGUCGCCGUCGACGGAAGAAAGAGAAGAAGCUGAAACGUCUGAAACAAAAGGUCGAGGAGAUUGACGACGAGGAUUUGCUGCUCGUGCGCGAAAAUAUGGGCAUGGACACGGGACCAACACGCAGUGAUAGCGAAGAUGAAGACGUGGGACGUUCGUCCCGAAAAGUCAAGAACGAAGACGACUCUGGACUCAUGUCGCGUGAGCUUAGUUAUCGUAUGUUUGGCGAUUCGGAUGAAGAAGAGGAAAGCUCAGCGCCACAGCGCGCAAAUAAUUAUCUUGGUAACGACGAAUACGAGAGUGACGACAUAGACGAGUUCAUUGUAGACGACGACGAAGAAGGGCGUGAGGGCCCACGUCGGCGCAGGAAACAGGAACCGAUCCCAGCGUCGAUGCAGGGGCCGUCGGUAUACCAGAUGGGAGAAGCUGAAGAGCUGUUCGGAGACAUGGAUGGUUUUUUGGAAGCGGCGAGUGGUCGAAUUCCCGAUGACGCACCUGUGAAGUCAAGGAAAGCCAUUCUGCUUGAGAAGUUCGAGCCAAGUGUGUUAAAAGAACACAUGAUGACUUCGGAUGUGAUUGCAGUGCGUGACACCGAUUUGCCGGAGCGUUAUCAGUAUAUCUACCAAAUUCGCAAUUUCCCUGAUGCAGAGGAUCGCGCCGAGGAGUCGGAGUGGAUCAGUGACUAUAUCAUUAGGAACCUUGAGCGAAGAAAUCAGCGCAACUCUGCUGCAUCGCGGGGUGAGAUUGUGUCAGCAAUUGACACGGUACUGCGCUUCUAUCAUGACGAGAAGCUCGAGCCGGCGUUCGUUCAGCGCUACUGCAAGGAGUAUUGGAAAGUCGUGGGCUUGCAUACAGAAAAUCUGUAUGAAAUUCUUGACCUCGACGUUAAGUGGGACAAGUUGGAGCGCAAGCGUAGGUCUUUUCAGAGUGGCAUCCAGCGUGUGGUCGACUCCUCCAAUGCAAAGGAGUCAGCUUUUGUGCGCAAGUGCUACGAGCAACUAUUCCACACACCUGAUGAAAAGACUUACAAGGAUUUGUCAGAGUUUUUCGCUCUCGACGCACAGGAAUCAAGCGGUCAGGAUAAAGAGGGCACAGAUCACAAGUACCGCCGUCCAGUACGCCGUACAUUCUACCAGAUCUGUACAAAGGCAGGCUUGCGUCCAUUGUCCCUCGCGUUUACGAUGAAUGCGUCCGUGUUGGGUGGCAUAGUGGCAGGCGUGGAGCACGACGACUCGAUACGUAGUGUUCCUACUCCGGAAGAUAGUCCUGGCGUUUUAGCCCAAAAGUAUACGACGAAAGAGUUUCCAACCGUGGAUGAUGUGAUGAAAGGUGCGCGUCACAUUGCCGCCAGCAAAGUUGCAGCUGAGCCCAACGUCCGAAAGUGCAUUCGUGAGCUUUACCGCCAGAACGCUGUUAUGAGCACAGAGGCUACCGCCAAGGGCCGUGAAGAAAUUGACGAGUUCCACUACUGUCAUGGCUUGCAGUACAUUGAAAAGAUGCCGGUGCUCGAGGUCUUUGAAGCAGGUGAUCUGUGGUUGAAGAUUGCCCGAGCUGAAAAAGAAGGGCUGCUAACGAUUUUGAUCAUUAACGAAAAAGCUCAGGAUUUGAUGGAUCCGUUAGAGCCCAUCUACAUGUUACCAAGCAACGAUUCGGACGAGGAAUGGCAGAGUCAACGUCAUCUUGUUCUUCAGGAGGCGAUCAACAGUUUUAUGGUAUCGUCGUUUGAAAACGAACUGAAACGGGAUCUGACGGUGGCUUCUCGCGACGUCAUCGUAAAAGUAUGCGGUAAUGCGCUACGAGAACGGCUAUCUGUGCGUCCAUAUGAGCCAGCCGAUGGCGUGGAUCCGUUCGUUGUUUCGAUCUGGGUUGAGGGUAGUAUGGACUCGAUCGCACAAAUUGUGGCUCUCGAUGUGAAUGGAGAAGUAGUGGACAAGACGGAAGGGUACUGCAAACGAGAUGUGAACAGUAUUCAGAAGUUGUCUGCCACGUUACUAAAGUUCUUGACUGAGCAUGCACAAACGCAUGUCGUGGUCAUCAAUGUGUCGGCUGGUAUGAAGUGUAUGGAUAUGGGUGGCGUAGUUGAUGAGGUUCGGCGUUUGUUGGGUCGAGAUGAUGCUUCUCGUUUCGGAAAUGGCGAUGGCCACGAUUUCUUGGACAUUGUUUUCUUGAAAGAUGACGUCCCAAGCAUGUUCAGUCGCUCUACUCGAGCAGAUCAGGAAUUUCCUGAGGAAUCGGAAUAUGUGCGGGCUGCAAUUGGUCUUGGCCGUUAUCUCAGGAAUCCUGCGUCCGAGCUCUGUGCAAUGUGGGGGAAUGUUGCGCUGAACGAACCUAGCCGUGGCCGCGAAUUGCUUUUCCUGAAUGUUCACAUGAUGCAGCACUCUCUGGUGAAGGACCUUUUGCUGAAGGAAUACGAUCGCGUGUUCGUCCAGAUGAUCAAUAAGUACGGUGUUGAUAUUAACUUAUUAGCUAACCACAAGCAUACGUCGUAUCAGCUGCAGUUUAUCUGCGGUAUGGGUCCUGUUAAGGCAGCGUCCGUACUGGAUAAAGUUCGGGCAAAAAAUUACGUCGAGCGACGUCAGGAGCUGCUAUCAAAGGGGUUCAUGGGCAAAAUCGUAUAUCGCAACUGUGCUGGUUUCAUCCGAAUUCGAGAGCGUGAUGCAUUGCGUGAAGCUCCUCUGAAUCCGCUGGAUGAUACGCGUAUCCAUCCGGAAAGUUAUUACAUGGCGGUGAAGAUAUGUGGUGACGCUAACAAUAACUCGACCAUUGAUAUGUACGACCCAAAUCAUUAUUCCUACGCGGUGGAAGACACGAUGUACCAGUCAGCGUCUGCGAUUCGCAGCCGAAAUGCUCCCCCUAACACUCGCCUCGGGGAUGCAGAAAUUCAGGAUGUGCUGUCUGAGCUGGAUCUGUCUGCAUAUGCGGGGCGCUUAGAGCUGCAAAAGAAGGGCCCCAAGUUGCUGACGCUUGAGUACAUAAAGCGAGAGCUGCGAUACCCUUACUUUGAUAAGCGCGGCAAGUAUCAGGUGCCGAAGGAUGAAGACUUGUUUUUCUUGCUCAAUGGUGAAACACGAGAGACGCUGCGUGUCGGAAUGAUCGUGCCUGCUUCACUGUUACAUAUGUCAGGCGACGACUUUGUUCGCGUUCGUUUGCAGAGCGGCAUGCGUUCAAGUUUGCAGCGCGAGCACUUACCGGACUAUUUGAUCGACGUGCGCCCUCAGAGCUUUCCAAAGGGUAUUACAGUCAAUGCCAAGAUUCUGGAUAUUCAAGCGGACCGUGAAGGGCGCUUCGAGCUGAAGCUCGGUUGUAAUCGCCGUGCGCUGAUCGACAUGUCGAUGUGCUUCUAUCCGGAGCGCUUUCCACGAUACACAAAUGAAAAGCUGGUUGAAAGCGAUAGCAUGGAGCGUGUUGAUCGCCUACUGAAUGAACCGCCUGUUGAUGAAGACAAAGCAAUGGCGUUCGCUCAAGCUGCUCGUGGACCAGGCAGUCAUGCGUCACGACGUAAAAAGCGACAGAUCGCGCACCCAUUGUUCCGUAACAUAAACUGCCAAGCUGCUGUGCAGUAUCUGCGCGAACAACCCGUCGGAGAAGUGGUUCUUCGCCCUAGCACCUUUGGCUCGGACCACCUUACGCUAACUUGGAAGAUGCUGGAUGGUGUGUAUCGUCACUUUGAUAUUCAAGAACGAGACAAACCAUCCGAAGCUCGUAUUGGCCAGACGCUGAUUAUCAAGGAAGAGAAGUACGAGAACAUCGACGAGCUGAUUGCUCGUUUCGUGGACCCUAUGAACUGUUUGGUGGAUGAUGUGGUUCGUUACAAGUACUACAAUAGCGCUUCGAAGGAAAGUGUUGAGGAGGAUCUGAUUAAGCAGAAGAAAGAGUACCCGUCGCGGAUUCCGUACGCUCUCCAUGUAUACACCAAGUUCCCGGGCUGCUUCUCGAUCUCGUACAUUGCGCGUGAAACGCCUCGCAGUUGUCACUUGGAGGUAAAGUCAGGAGGCUAUCGGUUCUUUGGUCGUAUUGAGUCGUCCAUCUUGCCGACGCUGUCUCAGGCGCUACAGUUUUUCAAGAUGAAGGCGUUAGUUGUUGCAUCGUCGAAAUCCUCCCGCCCAGGUUCAUACCAACGCAACGACAUCAAGAGUGGGCCAUUCGCUCAACGUCCGGGCGCGCCUUACUCAGGCAGUGGCGGUCGUCCUCGUCAGAGCUCGCGUUGGGAUGAUCGCCGUAGCGGUGAUAUGGGAGGCCGUCGUUGGUAA
Peronospora matthiolae is the source of this 4623-nucleotide messenger RNA. The record is from the annotation of a GenBank genome assembly. NCBI's taxonomy places the organism in Eukaryota, Oomycota, Peronosporomycetes, Peronosporales, Peronosporaceae.